CAAAAACGAGACAGAACGAGGAGCGGAGUCGAGCCGGCCAAGCCUCGAGCGGAGCGGCGGGGAGGGCUCCGCCCGGCCGCUGAGAGGCGAUGGCGGAUAUCGACAAGCUCAACAUCGACAGCAUCAUCCAACGGCUGCUGGAGGUGCGAGGAUCAAAACCAGGCAAAAACGUCCAACUUCAAGAGAAUGAAAUUAGAGGACUGUGCUUGAAAUCCAGAGAAAUCUUCCUGAGUCAGCCUAUUCUACUAGAACUUGAAGCUCCACUGAAAAUCUGUGGUGACAUCCAUGGACAAUACUAUGACUUGCUCCGACUCUUUGAAUAUGGGGGUUUUCCACCAGAGAGCAACUACCUGUUCCUUGGUGAUUAUGUUGACAGAGGAAAACAAUCUUUAGAAACAAUUUGUCUUCUACUGGCCUACAAAAUUAAAUACCCAGAGAAUUUUUUCCUCCUCCGAGGGAACCACGAAUGUGCCAGCAUCAAUAGAAUUUAUGGGUUUUAUGAUGAAUGUAAGCGAAGAUACAAUAUUAAGCUGUGGAAAACCUUCACAGACUGUUUUAACUGUUUACCAAUUGCAGCUAUUGUGGAUGAGAAAAUAUUCUGCUGUCACGGGGGUUUGUCACCAGACCUGCAGUCAAUGGAGCAGAUCAGACGAAUCAUGCGCCCCACGGAUGUACCGGAUCAAGGUCUCCUGUGUGAUCUCCUGUGGUCUGACCCUGACAAGGAUGUCUUGGGCUGGGGUGAAAAUGACAGAGGAGUGUCCUUCACUUUUGGUGCUGAAGUGGUUGCUAAGUUUCUCCAUAAACAUGAUUUGGAUCUCAUAUGUCGAGCUCAUCAGGUGGUUGAAGACGGAUAUGAAUUUUUUGCAAAAAGACAGUUGGUAACUCUCUUUUCUGCCCCAAAUUACUGUGGAGAAUUUGAUAACGCGGGUGCCAUGAUGAGCGUGGAUGAAACACUAAUGUGCUCUUUCCAGAUCUUGAAACCUGCAGAGAAGAAGAAGCCCAAUUCCAGCAGACCUGUAACACCUCCCAGGGGCAUGAUCACAAAACAAGCCAAGAAAUAGUCACUUUGGCACUGCCUUGUUGGGACUUGUAUCAUAGUCUAUAUCCUCCAUUUUUAAACCUAUCAUGUGUGCUGUUCAGCUUGCUCAAAAUAGAUAAUGUGUUUGUGGUUUUCCUUUCCA
This is a messenger RNA of Taeniopygia guttata (zebra finch), 1181 nucleotides long. RefSeq names its product protein phosphatase 1 catalytic subunit gamma (gene PPP1CC). Gene Ontology annotation, cellular component: nucleus; cytoplasm. Gene Ontology annotation, molecular function: protein serine/threonine phosphatase activity. NCBI's taxonomy places the organism in Eukaryota, Metazoa, Chordata, Aves, Passeriformes, Estrildidae. The record is from RefSeq and is marked provisional.